Molecule: messenger RNA, 2237 nt
Organism: Sinocyclocheilus anshuiensis
Lineage: Eukaryota; Metazoa; Chordata; Actinopteri; Cypriniformes; Cyprinidae
Product: src-like-adapter 2
Exons: 8
Coding region: 818-1603 (261 amino acids)
Molecular function (GO): protein binding
Source: RefSeq, a predicted model, not a curated record
GACCAGGGUUGGGAACCACUGGUGUAAGCGUACCUUAAAUGCCUUGCAUGCAAAAUUCUGUGAAACAGUGCAAACGGUGCAUCUCUAUCUCUUUUUUUUUUUUCUGCAGCCAGAGUUUAAAAUGUUAAUGAGCUGUCAUUAUUUGCAGCAAGACUUGUUUUGCAGCUAUACCAGGAUCUGAUCUGAUGAUUUAGUUUCCAUGGCACUUAUUGCUAUGGCAAUUGGUUUUGGUGCAUUUGGGAAUAUGUGAAAUUAAAACUAGCACUAGACAGAACCUUUCUGAAACCUUUCUGAAAUUUCUGAAGCUGCUUCCGUUGGCGUCUGUAUUACUGCAUCAAUGAGCCCAUGGCAUCAUGACAUCUCCACUAACAUCUGUUAUGUGUUAGUACAGUUUGAGCUUUCAAAACAUCUUCUCCAGUCUGUUCUCUUUGUCAGGCAUCUGUGCGUCAGCAAGGGAGUGACAGUUAGACCUGUUCGUCACAGGAAACUACAAGUAUCUAGUAAAUAAAGCUGCCUGCCUCAGUGCAAUGCUAAAACACUGACACGACCACAGCAGCAUCCCGCAGUGACACAUCACCUGAAACUGAGCUCAACUUCUCAGCUCCUCAAGAAAACAAGCCUCUGAUCUUUACAGAAAUCACUCCAAAUAGUUUUCUAACUUGGCUAUCUGAGUUUUCAGGCUGUUGCACGUUCAUAAGCAGAUGUGCAGUUAAGGAUUGUGCUCACGAAUAAGGAUUGUCAUCAUUGCUAGCCUGAGGACCAUGAGAUUGUGGUUCCUAUCAGCACUGUGUGCCUGAAAACUCCAGAGCAGUCGGCCAUGGGCAGUCGGCCCAGUAAAGACCGGCGUGGAUCCAGCGCACAUGCUGUUCUCUUGGACACGGAGGAAAGCACCAUGGACAGCGGUAGAUUCGUGGUGGUGUCCCUGUACGACUAUCCAUCCAGAGGUCCAGGUGACUGCACAAUCAGAGUGGGAGAGAGGCUCAACAUUUUGUCAGAUGAGGGAGAGUGGUGGAAAGUCAGUUCAUCAGCCACAGGAAAUGAGAGCUACAUCCCCAGCAAUUACACCGCCAAAGUGUACAACAGGUGGCAGUUUGUGGGUCUCAGCAAACAGAAAGCAGAGGAACUGCUGAUGCUCCCCCAUAAUCACGCUGGAUCCUUCCUUAUAAGAGAGAGCGAGACCUACCCAGGUAGCCACACUCUGUCAGUGCGUAGGAGCAGCGCGCAUGAACGCGCUUCUGUCAAACACUACCGUAUCAGCUGCAUCGAGAACGGCUGGGUCUACAUCUCUCCUGGACUCACCUUCAGGACCCUCUCAGACCUGGUUGCACACUAUUCAGAAGUAUCGGACGGGCUGUGCUGUACUCUGGGGGAGCCAUGCUACAUCAUUGGAUCCAACAACGUUCCUGUGGUAACCGGCCCGCCUCCGGUUGCCGUGAAGAGGCCUACUAUAAACUGGAAAGAUGUGGACAGCUCCAUGAUCUUCGGGCAGAGAAAAGACGGUGCAGAGGACUCCAUAGUGAGCGAAGGCCUGAAGGAGGCCAUUAACUCGUACCUCUACAUGACGGAGGAAUGUGAGGACUGCUCUCAGCUCUGGGACACAUGAUUGGAAGACUUGACGUGAAACUUGAAUGACUUUGGACUCUUGAUGCCGUGAUAUGGGAUAAAACACUUUACAGAAACUCAUUUUUCGUGACCCAGACGCGGGAAAUUAACCAAAAACGCAUCUAAGCGUCUUUUUUAAUUCGUGAAUUUCUUCGUAAAAACUGUUCAAGAGCGAAUGCGGCAUCAGCUGAAGUUAGCGGACGCGCACUGACUCAUUGCUGUUCUUCCAGAGUGGGUGCUGGAGACAAAGAUGUCAGCUUCCUGUGUGGACGCGCUCCUGGUGGACAUGAAAGAGAAAACGACUGAAGGAAAGAAUGACGGAGGGGUGUGUGAGUGGGAGGGGGAACACAGCUGGGCGGCAUACGCAUCCAUUUCCACUCCACUCACACUUUCUGGAACUUUAUCAGUAUCGUGCUUAUUACAAAUGUGAUCACAAUCAGAGAAUGAAAGAAGAAGCUUUAUUAAUGGUACCAGAGUUUGAUGUCAUUUUUUGUUGAAAAUGCCCAACAAAAUACAUAUUUAUGACUUAGAACAUAAAUGUUGUGUAACUUUGUAAAUAUAUACGGUUGCUUAAAGAGAUAAUAAAGACCCGAAAUGAAAACUGUCAUUCCAAACCUGUUCCAGUUUCUUCUGUG